AUGCUUCAUCAUCAACAAGACCAGCAUGCCGCCGUGCCCUCGCGACCGCCAGAGUCCCAAACCUUCGUCCUCGGCAGCUGCAGCCGCGUAGCAUCAGUCAUUCCCGGCCAGCCAGCUCCAUUUGCUUCCCGUCCUCAAGACGUCAUCCCAGGGCAAUACCAUGCAAUGAAACACAAGCGAAAUAUUUCGCGUAGCGGUAGAGAUAGCGUCGAGAUCCCUGGCAGCUUCGGCCCUUCGUUUUCACGGGAUGCUGUAGUCGCCUACAACGGCGAAACAUGGAGGAAACGAAAAACCCCAGUAGUAAAGCCAACAAACAGUGCACAAUCCAGCGAUGCAGUGUUACAACAUGUGUCUCUAGACUCUAGUGCUUUCCUUGGCUUCUCCCCUGCUUAUGAAAACAAAACCUCAAACAUGGGGUCUGCGUCUAUUGCGAACCAUGCCUUGGCCCAGUGA
Ustilaginoidea virens is the source of this 453-nucleotide messenger RNA. RefSeq lists its product as uncharacterized. Lineage: Eukaryota; Fungi; Ascomycota; Sordariomycetes; Hypocreales; Clavicipitaceae. Bases 1 to 453 code for a protein of 150 amino acids. The record is from RefSeq and is a predicted model, not a curated record. The transcript is spliced from 3 exons.